Molecule: messenger RNA, 4276 nt
Organism: Physcomitrium patens
Lineage: Eukaryota; Viridiplantae; Streptophyta; Bryopsida; Funariales; Funariaceae
Source: RefSeq, a predicted model, not a curated record
UGGUGCAGCUGAGAUGAAAGGAGCGGCGAGGCGGAGGAGAACAAUGAAUAUGCACACGAGCAGACAGGACGACAUAUACAGACACAGCCGGGGUGGAGACAGCCGCGCUGGGUGGUGUGACGACGGAGUGCAGCUUGCUCGUGACUGGAUGAUGGCCGAGACCGGAUCCGUAGCGUUUGGGCUGGGUCGGUGUUGGGCGUGAGACGCGGCUGCAUGUAUGUUUGUUCGGGACCUGUUCACCAUGACGUGACGAGUUGGGUGGGGGGUGGAGUUCUGUUAUGUUAUGUUUUAUACCUUUUGUCGUUUAUUUUUUUUGGUUAUUCUUCUUUUCUGGAUUGAUUGUGGGAGGAAGAAGUUUUUGCGGCGAAGGCGGUGGUUUGCCAGGCUGCCCGUCGCCGUUGCGAUAGUCUGUGUCUGAUCCAAAAGCGAAUUGUUUGUGUGUUCGUGAGUGGGUUCCGAGGUGUUUCGUUGAGUAUGUUCCGGAAUCUUGUAGAGGUGUGAUCGGGAUCUGUUGGCUGUUGAAGUCGAUGUUGAGAUGUUCAGUGAGCGGUUGGUUGGUUGCUUGCUUGCUUCAACGUCGCUGGUCGAGAGUGAAUUGGUGUUGCGUGUGAGUCGAGACUGUGGAGUUUGCUAUCAUCUUAGUUUUCAGCUUCUGGGUUGACGACGAGGAUAUUAUCCGACGACGUUGCGGAAUAUUUUGUCGAAUCUGAAGGGAAUCUCUUUAUUUCAGCUCUCAAGUGCUGGUUUUGUUGAAUGGUAGUCGGGCGUUGAUGGGAUAUAUUUAGCUUCCUGAGCGGCCACUGUUGAGGGAGAACUUCCGUUGUUGGACCAUCAGAAUUGCCGGUGUGAUAAGGUCAAUAGAGUGAACUUGGUGGGAGCGUAUUGUGAAUUUAUGGCCAAGGGAUAGCCCUCGACUCUAACUGAUCUGAAUGAGCUCGACUUGAAAUUUGGUUCGUCCAGGUGCUCGUAUGAUCUGUGACAAUUUAAGAACAGGUAUCGUCAGCUUUCGUCGGAAACGGUUAAUUGUAGCUUUCAUAAUUGUAGUCUUUCCAGAGUUGAGCAGCUGUAGCAAGUGCGACUGUCUGAGGAGGAGACUUUUGUCUUCUUAGAAUUAAGAAAAAAUUAUAUAUAUAUAUAUAUAUAUAUAUAUAUUGAAUUAGUUUCAGUAGCAGCUGUCAACAGUAGGCAUGGACGGCACAUUCUGUUUCCGACGUCACGCCUUGUUGCCGGCUCUGCGCGGACACCCGUCCGCUACUAGACGUCGUACCCAGUUAGAGCUGGAGAACAUGUGAUACGAAGAUCACUGCGCAGGAAAUUCUGUGUUGUCCUCAACUUCAGGUUCGCGCACAGCUGCGUCAUUUCUGCCCAAGCGUAUCAACUGCCAGCUGCAUAAUUCUCCUGCUCGACUGGCGUCAUGGACCUAGAGUCUGGAUCGAGUUGCCGGGUUGAUGCAGUUCCGAAGGAAGUGGACUCACAGUCAAGUUCGUUACGCUCAGGGUCUGGACUGUCGCAUCUUCAUAAAUCUUCAUGUCUAAAAAGGAAGUCUGAGAACACUUCUCGCUCUACGGAUGGCAAGAGUCUGCGCAUGAUUCGAUGUCCGUGGUCUCAGAUUCUAAUGCAGCACAAUGUUCAUGCUCCUGUCGGAACUUGCAGACGCCGCUGCUUCAGCCGUCGAUUGCGGUGGUCCUAACACUGGCAUACCAAAGCUUGGGUGUUGUUUAUGGAGAUCUCAGCGUGUCACCUCUUUACGUCUUUCAGAGUACAUUUUUAGGAGACCUCCGAAACUCAGUUACAGAUGAAUAUAUCUACGGCGUGCUGUCUCUCAUCUUCUGGACGCUCACCUUGAUACCUCUCAUCAAAUAUGUGAUAAUCGUUCUCAGCGCAGACGACAAUGGAGAAGGUGGUACAUUUGCGCUAUAUUCGUUGCUUUGCCGGCAUGCAAAAUUGAGCUCGAUCCUCAACCAGCAAUCUGCGGACAUGGAACUUUCAAUCUACAGGCUCGUAGAGCCGCCGGAGACACCGCGGGGUAGGACAGUGCGGAAGCUCCUGGAGAAGCACAGAAUACUCAGAACUGGGCUUCUGAUCAUUGUGCUGCUGGGAACUUGCAUGGUGAUCGGAGAUGGCGUCCUAACCCCUUCUAUAUCAGUUUUAUCAGCAAUUUCGGGUAUUUCGGUGGCGGCUCCUCAAUUGCACCAGAACAUAGUGAUAUUAGUAUCGUGUAUCAUUCUGGUGCUCCUCUUCUCACUACAGCACAUCGGCACACGCCGCAUCUCCUUCUUGUUCGCACCCAUAGUGCUCACCUGGCUCUUCUGUAAUGGCGGCAUCGGGCUCUACAACCUCAUCGCCUAUAAUCCCAGCAUUGUUCGCGCUUUAUCACCCUAUUACACAUUCAAGUUCUUCAAGGUGUCGGGCAGGGAUGGUUGGAUUUCUCUUGGUGGUGUUCUCCUCUGCGUCACAGGGUCGGAGGCGAUGUACGCCGACUUGGGUCACUUUUGUCGAAGAUCUAUUAAGGCUGUCUUCAUUUUGAUCGUCUACCCUAGUCUAUUGCUGGGAUACAUGGGACAAGCUGCGUACCUGUCGAAGAACCUCGACGAUCUUGAUUCCGCAUUUUUUCGCUCAGUCCCAAAGCCUGUAUUCUGGCCUGUCUUCAUUACAGCGACUUUAGCUUCAGUAGUGGGAAGCCAAGCCGUCAUCUCUGCUACAUUCUCGAUCGUCAGGCAGUGUCAAGCACUCGGGUGCUUCCCUUGGGUGAAAGUGGUACACACAUCAAACAGCAUAUAUGGACAGGUUUACAUUCCAGAGGUAAAUUGGAUAAUGCUCAUCCUGAGCUUGAGCAUCACGGUCGGAUUCAAAAGCACAAUCGAAAUCGGCAACGCAUAUGGUAUUGCAGUGAUCGUGGUGAUGCUGGUGACAACAUUCUUAACAUCCCUUGUCAUAGUGGUCGUGUGGCAACGGAGUAUCUUUGUGGCUUGUAUCUUCCUCCUCAUUUACGGCUCGGUAGAAUCUCUCUACUUGUCAUCUGCGCUGUUUAAAGUUCCACAGGGUGGGUGGGUCCCACUUGUGCUUGUUGGAAUACUGAUGUGCAUAAUGUACAUGUGGCACUACGGCACGACCAAGAAAUACAAAUUCGAUCUCCAAAAUAAGGUGUCUAUGAAAUGGUUGCUCACCCUUGGUCCAAGCCUCGGAGUUGUCCGUGUGCCUGGAAUUGGGCUGAUCUUCACAGAACUGGUUACAGGCGUACCCGCCAUCUUCUCCCACUUCGUCACCAAUCUACCAGCUUUCCACCAAGUCCUGGUUUUCGUCUGUAUGAAAUCGGUAGCUGUCCCGUUUGUCCCACCGAACGAGCGGUACCUUGUUGGGCGUGUUGGUCCCCGAGAUUACCGCAUGUACAGAUGUGUAGUUAGAUAUGGGUACAAGGAUUCAACUGGAAACGACGACAGCGAAUUCGAAAACCAGCUCGUAUUCAACCUCGCCGAGUUCAUUCAAACUGAGAAUUCAGCACCAUGGAUACCUUCCAGCAGUGAGAUGUCGCUCGACGGUCGCAUGACAGUCAUGGGCACCGUGACUGGUAGCACUGCAUCGAAGGCAUCCCUUUCUUUCCCCGUUUCAGAGACUCGCAGUGAGAGAGUCACUAGGAUAAUGCAAACCUUCUGCGGAGAUAGCUUUCAGCAGUCAUUCAAAACAGUCUCCUCGCCCUGCGCAACGCUCGACUGGCAAGCGAAUUUUGAGAUUCCCCUAUUUGUGGAACAUGAGAAUGAGAUCGACAGUGAGAUGCGGAAGGAACUGAUCGACCUGAUCGAGGCGAAAGAAGCUGGCGUUGCGUACCUGAUGGGCCACUCCUUCGUAAAAGCGAAGAAAUCUUCAUCCUGGUUGAAAAAAUUUGCAAUAAAUUUUGUCUACACGUUUCUGCGAAGAAACUGUCGGGAGCCUGCGAUGGCUUUUCACAUACCACACAUCAGUCUCCUUGAAGUGGGCAUGGUAUAUUAUGUGUAGAGUACCGACCUGUCCAGCACCAUCAACAACUUCAAUUAGAAUAAUGGUAGAGCAUCAAGCAUUGUGUCGGGGCUGCAUUUGUUGUUAGUAAUACAAUCACGAUCUUUAUGAUCUAUAUGUAUAGUAUGAAAGGAAGAGCCUAGUAUUUCAGUUGUGACCAUGCUGAUUGCGAGUAGAAGAGCCUCCUCGGUGAGCAGCACUCAAAUUGUAUCGUAAUUAUUACUGAAAUACACAAACCUCAGAGUUCGUAGAUUCGCUCCGCGACCACUUUGUUAUAUUUCAA